Molecule: messenger RNA, 888 nt
Organism: Schistosoma guineensis
Lineage: Eukaryota; Metazoa; Platyhelminthes; Trematoda; Strigeidida; Schistosomatidae
Source: the annotation of a GenBank genome assembly
AUGACUGAAUUUUUGUUUAGAACACCUGGUAGUUAUGCAAUUCUACCAGAAUUGAAACCAUGCCCUUCAGGUGGAUUAUACUUUAGAUUUCUCACUGCAACUUCAACAGGUUUGUUGCUAUAUACAGAAAAUAAUAUUACUGGACAAUUUUUUGCACUCACAUUGUUACCGAAUAGUAGAAUAAAAUUGGAAUUGGAAUUACGUUCACCUCAAUAUCGUAUAACAAGAUCACAUACAACUAUUACGUUAGAUUAUUCAGAAAAGAGUAAGAUUGAUACAUAUUUAAGUGAGUUUGAUUCACGUAUAUCUCAUAAAGCAGGUAGCAUUUUUUCUAGUCGUUGGAAUACUGUGGAAAUUACUUUCGAAUCACAGACAAACCACACGAUUGAUGGAGUAAAAUUAAAAAUUAAUGAAUAUCACACUCAAAUGAAAAUUUUUCCACCAGUAGAUUUUUCUCCGUCAAAGAUUUAUUUGACAUCAAAAUACCUUUUACUAGGUCCUUAUGUGUAUAUGGGACAACUUUCAGAUGAAAUGCGUUCAGAUGCAACUCAGCGUGCAUUAUUCAGUGCUGCAAUGCAACCGAGUUUUCAAGGUAUAGUAAAGGAUAUUUAUGUUAUUCAAUGCACUACUUCAUAUCAUUCCAAAAUCCAAAUAGAAAUGAAUUCUUCAAAACAAUGCAUACCAUAUGAACCAAUUAUUCUGGAAAACGGUGCAUUAAAAAUUCACUCUUAUUCUAGUUCUUUAAAUAAAUUAUCACACUUCUGUUCACCUCGAAAUAAUCCUCCAAAUAUAACUCAUGGAUUAAUAAAUGGCCUGAGUUAUUUCAAUUUAUUUCAAAAGCAAACACCAUUUGUACGAUGUGAAAGUAAGUACUAUCACUAUUUAUGA